This is a messenger RNA of Exophiala spinifera, 1962 nucleotides long. RefSeq lists its product as uncharacterized. The record is from RefSeq and is a predicted model, not a curated record. The transcript has 2 exons. Bases 1 to 1962 code for a protein of 653 amino acids. NCBI's taxonomy places the organism in Eukaryota, Fungi, Ascomycota, Eurotiomycetes, Chaetothyriales, Herpotrichiellaceae.
AUGGCUCCCCAGCCUGCCGCACCUUCCUACCGUAUGUACCUCGUCGUCGCCGUCCCUACGUAUAUUCUUUUCACUACUUCGCGACGGCUUUGGUUUAAUCGGCUCAAGACGCACAUUCAAUAUAUCCGUUCCAACGCGCCCAAGAGAAAGCUCAGGAUAUUUACUCUGGCGGUCACUGUGUUGAAGAACUCGAGCAUCUCCCCCGAAUUCUCUCGAGGCUAUGAGGCCAACAUCGCGGUUUCUUCCCAGCCGAGCGCACCCGAGAACGAGACGGCCGCAUACGAUAUAACACAAGCAAAAAUGUAUCAUCAGGAGCCGCCCGACGUACAGUCGAGGCUCGACAUGAACCCGACGCUCAUAGUGGCAUGGUGGUGUACAUUAUUUUCCGUCACGAUCAUUCUGAUCAGGCUAUUCGGGCGAUGGAUACGUACAGAAAGACUGUUUCGAGAAGACUGGAUUAUGUUGGGCAGCAUGAUACCGCUCAUGAUCCGCAUGGGCUUUGUCCACGUUAUCUUGAUCUGGGGAACGAACAACACAAAAACUCAAGGGCUCACCGACAUGCAAAUACACCACCGCGAGGUUGGUAGUAGGUUGGUCCUUGUGGCGCGCAUAUCCUACGCAGCCUUUAUCUGGAUUGCCAAAUGGACGGUUCUGGAAUUCAUCAAACGCCUAAUUGGAAAAUCUUGGGCCAAAACGUACGAGAUUGGGCUCCAGAUCAUUUACGCCUUCCUAGUCGUCACUUACAUUGGCGUUGUUAUCAGCACACUCAGUGAAUGCCACCCCUUCAACCACUACUGGCAGGUCGUCCCAGAUCCGGGCCCGAAGUGUCGCGAGGGUCUGGUCCAACUAAUCGUCAUGGGAGUCUGCGACAUGGUCACCGAUGUCGUGCUGAUUGCCUUUCCUAUCCCUUUGGUCUGGCAAUCCUCGAUGCGCUUGACCAAGAAAAUAUCCUUGAUCCUCCUCUUCCUCUUAUCCACCAUCCUCAUUGCCAUUACGGCGUACAGAAUCCCCUCGACCAUCUCCCGCCGUUCCUCUCAGCAGUAUCGAUCACUCCUUGCGUCGCUCGAAAUCCUCGCCGCAGCCGGUGUCUCCAAUGCCAUCGCCAUUGGCAGCUUCAUCCGCGACAAGGGCGUCAAAAAGGCAAAGUUUCGCAUUCCAUCGUUCGACGAGACGAGCUCCCUCGGCCGAAGCGUCACUCGCAGCGUCACGCGUACCCGCACACGCUCCAUGACUCACCAUCAUUGGGGGUCGGACGAAGAUCUAGCACGCGGUGUUGGUGUGUCCUUACCCGCUCCUCUCAGACACGGAAGUAACAGGGAACCUCGUCUCGCCGAACCAGCGGCGCCUACCACGACCAACGACUCCCAAGACCUGGAAUCGGGAUUGCAUCAUCGGCAUAGCCCGACGUUUAAUUCAGAUUGGAACUUUACCCAGGCGUCUCGCGGCAGACGGCGGAGCUCGACGAACAGUAUGAGCAGUACCUCUACUGACAUCAAACUGCGUGAUCUCCGAGCUCAACUACAAGAACCCGUCAGUCCAUAUGCCGAACAACCGGAUACGCCGAGUAAGAUGGGUUUUUUCGACGUCGGUGGCCUAGUGGCGAACCCAGAGUCGCCGAGCUCCCUAUCCCGACAGACGUCAAUCCACGAAGCCCGCCGCUUCUCUCUCCCUAGUACCAGUUCGCGAUCUGGUUCCAAGGCGUUCUUGUCGGAUAUCGGUGGGCUCUUGUCUCGUCAUUCCCACAUUCGCGAGGAGGACGAAGCGCCUGCUAGGAUGCCCUCACCUGCACGCAGUAAAGGUAGAAGUCCAGCUCGCUCACCGAUGCGUUUCGCCAUGGACAGGAAGAUAUCAAGGGCCAGCCGUCUACCGUCACAGAUAGAAGAGGAUGAAGAACCCAUUCGACCGGUACCCAACGGCCCCGAUGACUUGACGUUCGUGGAUGUCGGUGGGCUCCUACGGUGA